GCGGCCGUGGGGCUCAGUGACCUCAGGGGUCCAUGCCAGGCUCAGCCCUCUGUGAUCCUUCUCUUCCCACUGCAGCCGCCGCAGCCAUGUCGGCUGAAAAUGCCAUACCGGCAGAGGACGGGCAGGAGGUGCAGAGUGCGGUGAGUCGGGUGGUCAACCUGCCCCUGGUCAGCUCUGCCUACGGUAUGAUGUCCACCGCCUACGCCACCACCAAGGAGAGCCAUCCCUACGUCAAGUCUGUCUGCGACGUCGCCGAAAAGGGGGUGAAGACGCUGACGGCGGCGGCGGUGAGCGGGGCGCAGCCCAUCCUCACCAAGCUGGAGCCACAGAUUUCCACCGCCAACGAAUACGCCUGCAAAGGGUUGGAUAAGCUGGAGGAGAAGCUGCCCAUCCUGCAGCAGCCUCCGGAGAGGCUGGUGGCAGGGACCAGGGACCUGGUGUCGUCGAGCGUGAGUGGCGCGGUGGGCCUGGCCUGCAGCGCGGUCCAGGGCAGCGUGGAGAGGACACGCUCGGUGCUGAGCAGUGGUGUCAGCACCGUGGUGGGCUCUCGCGUGGGCCAGCUGCUGGCCACAGGCAUGGACACAGUGCUGGGAAAGUCGGAGGAGCUGGUGGAGCGAUACCUGCCCGGGAUGGACGAGGAGCCGGGUCCUGCAGUGGCAGCAGCGGGUGUCGAGGUGGCCUCACUGGAGCGGCAGAGACGGUGGGACAGUUACUUUGUCCGUGUGGGCUCGCUCUCAACCAAACUGCGGCACCGAGCCCUGCGGCGUUCGCUGGGUGAGCUGCAGCGGGCACGGCACAGCGCCCAGCAGGUCCUGGCGCAGCUCCACCGCAUCUUUGAGCUGAUUGAGCAGGGACGGCAGGGCAUGGAUGAGUCCCUGUACAGCGCCCGUCAGCAUCUGCACCGCAUGUGGCUGGAGUGGAGCCAGCAGGAUGCUGUCCCCAUGGAGGAGAGCAAGGUGGAGACACGGACGCUGGCCAUGCUGCACGGGCUCCUGCACCAGCUCCGCGCCGCCUGUACCCGCCUGGCUGCCAGUGCCCGAGCCUUCCCCAGCAGCGUGCAGGAGACGGCAGGACACGUUCGGCACGGCGUGGAGGGCGUGCAAGCUUCCCUCUCCCACGCCCACACCUUCCACGACCUGUCGGGUUUGGUGCUGGCGCAGAGCCGGGAGAGGGUGAUGCGGGCGCAGCUGAGCAUCGAUGAGCUGCUGGAGUACGUGGGGCAGCACGCGCCCCUGCCCUGGUUGGUGGGACCCUUCGCUCCCGCCCUGGUAGAGUAUCCGGAGGAUGUCCCUGUGGAGAUGACCAAAUGGGAAGGUUGCAUCACUGUCGGGGGGUCGCACCGCGUGCCUGCGCCCCCGCGGCUCUGCAGCCAGCGCUGAGCUCGGGCACCACCAAACCUGGGGAGCAGCCACCUGCCCGCAGCAGUGAACCCCAUCUCCGUGUGGGGGACCGGGUGAGGAUGGACUCAGUGACCCAGCGUGGGACCCUUAGUGCUGCAGCGUUCGGGGUGGGAGAGGAUGGUGUCCAUCCCAUCCAUGGCAUCCCCGAGCCUGGGAAGCGCCGGCGUUUGUUGUCUUAAUAGCUUCAGAGUGCUUUGACGAGGAAGAAAACAACU
Messenger RNA from Cuculus canorus (common cuckoo), 1615 nucleotides. Its product is annotated as perilipin-3-like. The transcript is spliced from 7 exons. Lineage: Eukaryota; Metazoa; Chordata; Aves; Cuculiformes; Cuculidae. Gene Ontology annotation, cellular component: lipid droplet; cytosol. Bases 33 to 1379 code for a protein of 448 amino acids. The record is from RefSeq and is a predicted model, not a curated record. Gene Ontology annotation, biological process: lipid storage; positive regulation of triglyceride storage.